AUGGCGGUGUCGGCGUCGUCGUCGGGGGUGCGGGCGCGGGCGAGGUUGCUGGCGUGCGUGGCCGUGGCGGCGCUGCUGCUGCUCGCGCCGGGCGACGUGGACGCCGGCCGGCAUGGGCACGGGCGGGGGCGGGGGCGGGGGCGCGGGAGCGGGAGCGUGGCACACAGGCAUACCAAGGGCCUGCGGCCGGGGAAGGCGAUGGCGGCGAGGCCGUACCCGGCGAACGCGACGGCGGCGGAGGCGAUCGAGCGGAGGUUCACGCGGUGGGUGCGGUUCAUGGGCGGGCUUGACCACAGCGUGUUCCAGCGCGCGCUCAACCGCGCGCUGCUCCCGUCGACGCGCACGAUCGUCGUGGACAGGACGCCCGGGGCGGGAGACUUCACCACCAUCCAGGCCGCCGUGGACUCGCUCCCGCUCAUCAACCUGAUGCGCGUCGUCAUCAAGGUCAAUGCCGGCACCUACACGGAGAAGGUGAGCAUCUCGCCGCUGCGCGGGUUCGUGACGGUGGAGGGCGCGGGCGCGGACCGGACGGUGGUGCAGUGGGGCGACACGGCGGACACGGCCGGGCCCUGGGGCCGCCCCUUCGGCACCUUCGCCUCCGCCACCUUCGCCGUCAACUCGCAGUUCUUCGUCGCCAAGAACAUCACCUUCAAGAACACGGCGCCGGUGCCUCGGCCGGGCGCGCUGGGGAAGCAGGGGGUGGCGCUGCGGAUAUCGGCGGACAACGCGGCGUUCGUGGGGUGCAACUUCCUGGGCGCGCAGGACACGCUGUAUGACCACCUGGGCCGCCACUACUACAAGGACUGCUACAUCGAGGGCUCCGUCGACUUCAUCUUCGGCAACGCCCUCUCCCUCUACGAGGGUUGCCACGUGCACGCGAUCUCGCCGCACUACGGGGCGCUGACGGCGCAGAACCGGCGGAGCAUGCUGGACGACACGGGGUUCUCCUUCCUCAACUGCCGGGUGACGGGGUCGGGGGCGCUCUACCUGGGCCGCGCCUGGGGCACCUUCUCCCGCGUCGUCUUCGCCUACACCUACAUGGACAACAUCAUCAUCCCCCGCGGCUGGUACAACUGGGGCGACCCAACGCGAGAGAUGACGGUGUUCUACGGGCAGUACAAGUGCUCGGGGCCGGGGGCCAACCACGCCGGCAGGGUGGACUGGUCCCGGGAGCUCACCGACGAGGAGGCCAAGCCAUUCAUCUCCCUCAGCUUCAUCGACGGCCUCGAGUGGCUCAGGUUGUAG
This is a messenger RNA of Triticum turgidum subsp. durum (durum wheat), 1245 nucleotides long. NCBI's taxonomy places the organism in Eukaryota, Viridiplantae, Streptophyta, Magnoliopsida, Poales, Poaceae. The record is from the annotation of a GenBank genome assembly.